Thalassophryne amazonica is the source of this 2983-nucleotide messenger RNA. Its product is annotated as actin-binding LIM protein 3-like. Gene Ontology annotation, molecular function: actin filament binding. Gene Ontology annotation, cellular component: actin cytoskeleton; stress fiber. The record is from RefSeq and is a predicted model, not a curated record. Gene Ontology annotation, biological process: cilium assembly; cytoskeleton organization; lamellipodium assembly. Bases 79 to 2136 code for a protein of 685 amino acids. Lineage: Eukaryota; Metazoa; Chordata; Actinopteri; Batrachoidiformes; Batrachoididae. The transcript has 22 exons.
UGAGUCCCUUCUUUCCCUCCGCUGUUCUGAGGACGAGUCUCCUUCAACUGUUGGAUCUUUAUCUGUGGCGCGCGCACCAUGAGCGGACCGACGAAUGUUCAGUACCAGUCAGGACUUUAUGGAGGAAACAACAACAACAGCAGCACCCCUCUCUCCAGCUGUGGAAAUUCUGGGAUCACAUGUGAGCGAUGUGGGAAGGUCUGUCGUGGUGAGGUGGUGCGCGUCAAGCACACGCACUUCCAUGUCCACUGUUUCACCUGUCAAGUGUGCGGCUGUGAUCUGGUGCACUCAGGUUUCUUCCACCAUUCUGGUGAGUACAUCUGCACACAGGACUACCAGCGGCUCUAUGGGACCCAGUGUGACAGCUGUGACCAGUACAUCACCGGAGAGGUGGUAUCCGCUCUUGGAAGGACAUAUCACCCACAGUGCUUCGUCUGCAGUAUCUGCAGGACUCCAUUCCCAAUCGGAGAUCGGGUUACUUUCUGUGGGAAGAAAUGUGUGUGUCAGCAGUGUUCACACACUUUGAGCAGCGACAAACCUAUCAGGAUCCAGGGGCCGAGCUACUGUGCAGGCUGUGGUGAGGAGAUCAAACAUGGUCAGUCUCUUCUGGCUCUGGAGAGACAGUGGCACGUCAGUUGUUUUAAGUGCCAAACAUGUGGCUGUGCGCUGACUGGAGAGUAUAUCAGCAAGGAUGGGAUACCGUACUGUGAGUCCGACUACCACACUCAGUUUGGGAUCAAGUGUGAGAGCUGCAACAGGUACAUCAGCGGCAGAGUGUUAGAGGCCGGAGGGAAUCGCUACCACCCGAGCUGUGCCAGGUGUGUCCGCUGUCAUAUGAUGUUCUUGGAGGGAGAGGAGAUGUACCUAACAGGUUCAGAGGUUUGGCAUCCGAUGUGUAAAGAAGCAGCUCGGCUGGAGAGAAAACUGAGGCUGAGACGCACAUCUGAGACGGCAUCUAUUUCUCCUCCGGGCUCCUCUCCCAUCCUUGGCUCCCCGCACCGCCUCAUAUGUUCAAAGGCUGAUGUGUUGGACUAUAAGCAGAUGGCAGCUCUUCCCAGGAUUAAAGCCAUAUAUGACAUCCAGCGGCCCGAUGUUAUUCCUUAUCAGGUCAACCAUGCACACAAGCGCCUCUCAAAUGACACCACGGAGCGUCACAGCUAUGGACAGGAUCUUUUGGACAGCCUGGAGUUUAGAACGAGGCAUUCCUGUGGCUCUACCUUCAGUGAUUCACCUGCGCACAGUCGUUGCAGAGGCUCUCCACAGCAUUAUUUUCACCCUGGUGCUGAGAGUGGAAGAAGUUCACCUUAUCACAGUCAGCCAGAGCCCAAGGGUACCACAGUCUGUACCACCGCCUUACAAACCCCAAAGCAUUUCCACUUGCCAGCAUCUGAGGAAACCAACAUCUACAGGAAAUCCCCCAUCUAUAGGAGGCAAGAUAUCUGUGCAUCACCAACAGCGUGUAAGAGUAAGAAUGGCAACCUUGUCAACUCAAGCCAACUAUCUUCAUCCAACUGUAACAACAUCUACCACCCUGAAUCCAACUACUACCCGUACACUGGUUCACCAAAAGGCUCCAGGGUGAGGAGGUUUUCAUCUGGAGGGCAGGAGGAUGGAUGGAAUCACAAUAUAAACAGGGGGAUUGGCAGGAUGAUCCUGAAGGAGGAGAUGAAGGCGCGGUCAGGUUGUCACGACAAUGAGCAGUGGGGGAGCCCACGCAAUUCUCACUGUAAUAGCAAGGAACAGUUGAACAGUUUUGGAAACGGCUCCCUUGAUGGCUCUCCCAGGUCUGUCUACAGUGCAAACAGCGAUUCGUACAUUGCCAAAUCGGCCUCAUUGCCAGGCUAUGGUAAAAAUGGUCUAAAUAGGUCUGGGACUGUGGGUGCAGACUAUUACCAGUACAACAGCAGUAAUGCCAUAAACUGGCAGAUCAGAGAAUACAAGAUCUAUCCAUAUGAAGUCCUCGUGGUGUCGGUCAGAGGGCAGCAGCGUCUACCCAGCGAUGUGGACCGAGCCAGACUAGAGCGUCACCUGUCACCAGAGGAGUUCUACAAAGUAUUUGGAAUGUCCAUGUCUUCCUUCGACCAACUUGCUCAAUGGAAGAAGAAUGAACUAAAGAAACGAGUCAGACUCUUCUGAGAAAAUUCAGCCUGCGGGAGGGUCCAAACCACUGCUUUGUCCACACUGAGACGUGUGACUCAACAGAAUGGGAGCUGAUGAAUUUCUUUCUUAGUUUUUCUUUUGAAGUGGUGAGAACAGAAUCAUUGGAUCCACCACAGGUUUCCUGUUCUUUGUCUGUUCUAAAUGCACUUAGGCUUCUUAUGCAACACUUGCGGAGUCGGCCAAAUGUUCACACAGGUGACUGAAACAGAUUAUGAAGAUUAAGAGGUGUAGAAAGGCAGCAGACGACCCACGUGGGGUCGAGAAAUUGCUGCUCCGUUUCCAACCAGCAGAUGGCAGUGUGACAUCUGAACAGUGAGAUGAAUCUGCACAUGCAAUGAGGAGGAUUUUGUUUACAGUCAUGAGAACAUGUAUGGAAACAAAACACUAUAACAAUCAGUGCACUAAAGACAGGUACCGUCCUCAGGUUGUCCUAUGCUGAGGUGCAUAAAAUAUAGUGCAAUGUGAGAUUUUUUUGUUUACAAUUUCUGUAUAAGUAUAAUGUGAAUAUGAAUUUUUUAUGAGGUUAUUCUCUUUCACUAUUUAUUUUAACUUGAGGUUGGUGGAGGUUGAUAUAAAUUGUUCUGAAGCCAUAUUACUGUUUGGAGUUAUUUUCUAAGUCAGGACCCAACUGCAUGUCACUGCAGUUAUUGUUAAAAAAUAAUAAUCUCAUUAUAAAGAUUAAUCUGAAUGAACAAACAGAUUUGUUUUGUUUUUUAAUUCUGUUUUAAGAAAUCAAAGAUUUAGUCAAAUCACUGGAGCGGCAUCAUUAAGCAUCGCAAUUGUGGAUAUUAGAUAGCAAAUUAAAACAGAUAAAUGUUAUGCA